CCGCUUACAACUUAAAAGUCACAGAUAGUCGAUGAUAUUGCAAGUGCUAUAAAAUGUGCUGUCGUCUCACUGCUAUACGCAUCUAUCAGUGUGCAACUAUCAGUGUAGAGGUGAACUGUCACACUUGACACACGUCUGACGUUUAGCGUAAAUAAAUAGAAAAAAACUGUGUUAUUUGUCGUCCAAUCGAAGUGAGAAAGGAAUAAAAUGUGAAAUGUGUAUAUGAUACAAUUGCAAUAAAUAUUUAGCGUUUCAUAACAUUUUCAACAUUUAUUACGUUAUUCAUUGUCUUUGUUUGUCAAAAAUUGGCUUCAAACCAAGUGUUUUGGUGACUUCGUGAUUUUCGUUCAAUAUUGUAUGGUCUUGGUGCACAAUUUAUCAUCAUAUGUCGCUUGAUAAUUGGUGCGAAUCGGAAAUGUUCACCCAACACAAAUUGAGUUGAGCAAUUGUUUUGAACGUUUUACAGUGUGCUUACGGGAAUCUCGCAUAGAACAAACGUGUGAUUGCUUAAAUUGCUGUUUGUCAGUCGCCGACAAGCAAAAUAUGGGGUUUGACGAAGAGAAAGCGUAUGAAAAACUGGUCGCAGAAUAUGAAAAUCUACGCAAGGCCAUUCUUGAGAACAAUGUGAAUAUUACCAAGCGCAUAAUUAACGAUCUGAAUAUUGAUAAAGAGAUUGUUGUUAAUUUUUCACCCAGAGAAGAUAAUUCCUUGCUAUUUAUUGCUUGUCAAAAUGGCUAUGUGGAUCAAGUGAACUGUUUAAUUGGCGCGGGUGCUAAAUGUACCGCACACAAAAGCACCAAAUGUACACCAUUGUAUGCAGCGAUCCGUGGCGGUCAUAUUUCGAUUGUGAAAAAACUAUUGGCCCAUUUCCCUGAAGCAAUCAAUGUUAUGACAUCUGAGAAUUGGUCACCACUCCAUGUCGCUUGUAUUAAUGGAAAAAAUGACGUUGUUGACUUGUUACUUGCAUAUCCGUUUGCUAAAGAUUUGUUACAGAAAUUCAGAGUCGGUGAUUGGGAAUAUGAAUGUGCGUACAAUCCAAAUCAGUUGGAUAACUUCAAUCAAACGCCAUUGUACAUCGCAUGCUUGUCGGGCAAUGAUGUAAUUAUCGAAUCUUUGCUCAACUGGCGACUAAUUUGCACACACGUGACAAGGCCCGAUUGUCAGAUGCUGCUCUCACCAAUCGAUAUGAAUGUGCAGUGUGCUUACGUAAAAGAGACUGCCUUGAUGGCGGCCGUUCGAGGCGGUUUCCUCUACAUAGUGUUCAUUUUGUUGCGUAAUGGCAUCAAUCCGAAUAUUUACAACAGCAAUUUAAUCGAAGAUUUGGACAGCGAAGAAUGCAGUGGAAACUCCGUGCUGAUUGAAGCUGUGCGCCAGAAAUCGUUUCUGAUGACUGAGCUCCUUCUCAGGUUUGGAGCCAAAGAUGCAAAUUCAUGCGCUGUAAAGAUUGCAUGUGUAAACGAAGAUGAGGAACUAAUUCAUUGCCUUCUGGCAAGGCAUGCACAUGAAGAUUCCGAACACAAGCUCAACGAAUCUGAUCUGCUGACUGGUAGCAAUUUAGGACAAACAUUGCCUUCAUAUUGCAAUACGUAUUGUAAUUUAUUUCCAACGAAUCCCACUGUGAUCGACUGGAAUUUUACCAGUUGUCAAUUACCAGAAAUCAAAGUGAAAUGGUUGCUUGGAGCAGUUGCCAACUGUAAUCCAAAAUUGAAAACGUCCUCAACACUAAACCAAAUCUCCCUCGGUGCAAUAACGCGCAUCGAUAUAUCACACAAUUCCCUCACAUGGCUUCCGCCAGAAAUAUUUUCAAUGUGCAGUCUGACGUAUUUGAAUGCAGCUCAGAAUAAAAUCGAACAAUUGCCUUCAUCAAGCGAAUGUUCAUACAACAGCCCGGCUUUGGAAGAGAUCUAUCUACAGGACAACAGUUUAGAGGAAAUUCUGCCCGAAAUUUUUCGAUUACCAUCGUUAGCCACUCUAGACAUUUCAAAUAACAAGCUACAGCGCAUUCCAUUUGAUAUGUGGAAAGCACCAAAACUUCGUGAACUGAAUAUUGCUUUUAAUUUGCUCAAAGAUCUUCCAACAUCUGAGGAUAGCGAUUCACCAACUAUGUUCAAGUAUAAGUCCACAGAUUUGAAGGCGAUUUCACAUCGACCAGCUAAAAAUGAGCUAAUUCAUCAGAAUAUUUGGUCGAAAUCCCUUGAAAUUGUCGACCGCGACACAACACAAUUCUCAGAACUUCGAGGAUCGUCAGCUUUACGCAAUUUAAAUCUUUCGAAUAAUUUAUUCACCAGCAUUCCACCCGCACUUCCAUGCCUUGCCGAAAAUUUGUCACGCCUCAAUAUGUCGUACAAUAAUCUUAGAUCGAUGGGACAUGUCACAAGUUACCCAGUCUUUUUACGGCAAUUAGAUUUGAGUCAUAACGAAAUCUCAUGCUGGCCAAGUUUAGUUACCGUUAACUCGGGAGACCCAUAUUUAGCGUGUUAUAACGAUCAAAGCGGCGACGAGAAUAAGUUUAAAUCAUCACGUAGCUCAGUAAUAGAAAAUCUACAAACAGAUGUCUAUCAGAAUUUAUGCUGUCAUAAGAAACAUUUAAGACUGGAAUCGUUAAAGACACUGAUACUAGCUGAUAAUGCGCUCACCAAAAUUCAACUGUCAACCGAUGACAUCACAACUUUUAGCGAAACAGAAGAAACCGAAUGGACCAAUAUUGGUGUAACCAAACUACGACUGCUGUAUCCAAAUUUGUCUAUGUUAGAUAUAAGCAAUAAUUGUUUAAAGGAAGUGCCGCAAUUUUUGCAUAAACUCACCAACUUGAGUAUAUUGAAUAUAAGUGGAAAUGUGGAAAUAACGGAGUUGCCAGCAAAUAUGGGUCUUUUGUAUCGCUUGUGGAAUUUAAAUACGAAAGGUUGUUCAUUGCAAGGCUACCUCAGCCAGAUGAUUGAAAGUAAAAAAUUCAAGACUAUGGAGAUUAUCGGUUAUCUGAAGUCGAUUUAUGAGGACGCCAAACCGUAUGCACGCAUGAAAUUGAUGGUUGUUGGAAAGCAAGGCAUCGGUAAAACCAGCAUUUUGGAGCUACUACGUGAGAUGUAUCCAAAUCAAAAUAAGAAAAUGCUGGGUGAUCAUUGGACAAAGCGUAUGGGAGCGACCGUUUCAUCGAAUUCGAAAAAGAAAAAUUAUAAUAUUUCGACAGUGGGCGUUGAUAUCGGUGACUUGGUUUGUGAAGAGAAAAAGAAGAACGGUGGCUCAUUGUACGGACCGGUUGUGUUCCGGACCUGGGACUUUGGGGGACAAAAAGAGUACUACGCUACACAUCAGUACUUUUUGUCAAAACGGAGUUUAUACUUGGUUGUGUGGAGGAUUGAUGAAGGAAAAAGCGGCUUGAUUGAAGUGUUGCAAUGGUUAGGGAACAUUCAAGCAAGAGCGCCGAACUCACCUGUCAUCAUCAUUGGUACACAUCACGAUAACAUUGGUGAAAAUAUCUCAGAGGCCGAAGCCGUCUCGUUGCAACAAUACAUUCGAGAACGAUUUAUUGCUGUUACCGAUUCAGAGAAGAUUGGCUUACCCAAAGUCAUGAGCUCGAUUGAGAUCAGUUGCAAAACUCAUUACAACGUUCGCGAGUUGGGAUCGCUAAUUUAUGAUACCGUUUUUUCACUCAAAUCCCCCGGAUCGAAGGAACUGCUUUUACAUCAGAAUGUUCCAGCAAGCUAUUUGGCUUUGGAGGAUGUAGUUGCCAAUAUAAGCACCUACUUAAAGCAAGUUGGCUCUGACCCUGUUUUGAAUUAUGAAAACUUCAAGCAAAGGGUGUACCAGGAAAUGCACUUUCAAAACUUCAAAUCAUUUCGUGAUACAGCUGAACUUCAUCAGGCAGUGCUGUUCCUACACGAAAAUGGUGUUCUGCUUCAUUACAACGAUUCGACGCUUCGUGAUUUCUUUUUCCUGGACCCCCAAUGGUUGUGCGAUAUGCUGGCUCAGGUUGUGACAAUCAAAGAGAUUAAUCCAUUCGUGAAGAAUGGAGUGAUGAAAAUCGAUGACAUCAAUCAAUUAAUCAAAACAACUGCCGGUACUGAUCGAAAAUAUAUAUUGAGUCUGUUGAACAAGUUCGAGGUUGCUCUUACCUGGGAUCUCAGAACAUUGCUCAUCCCAUCGCUUUUGCCACUAACAGAAGAUGAACCAGAAAACACAAUCACUCUAAAGGUUGUCUCAAAGUCACCAAAGCGGAAAAUGUCCACAUCCGAAUCGAAUCUACUGCUAAAAACCAGCGACCGGUCGUCGGAAUUAUUUGGCACCGGAUUCAAGCCGCUUUCACGGCUAUUAUUAAUUUCGUAUUUCCCGUCCGGAUUUUGGUCACGUCUUAUGAUUCGCAUUCUUGCAGACAAUCAAAUUGGUGAAAUUGCUCAGAGCAUUUACAGCAUUCCCGAUGAUGCAACUUCAUCGAUUAAAAUACACUGGAAGCUUUGGCAGACUGGCAUGGAACUAUAUGUGGCUAAUACGCUUAUUUUCAAACUGCGAGAGAUUUCGUUGACCUGCUUGAACUCACCGUUUCGCAAUGAUUUGAACAAAUUCAAAAUCAAACAAGAUGGCAUAUGGUCGGACGUUGAUCUGUCUCGAUCAAGUAUUUUGGAAAUAAAUUUCCCACUUCACAAAUUAACGCAAAGUGAUGAUAAUGAGCAAACGAAAAGUAUUCCACCGAAUAUUCAAGGGAUAACAAAGCUGCUGUCCGCAUGCGUUGAUCAUGUUGAUAUUCUGUUAGAAGACUGGUACCCUACGAUUGGCACUCGAUUUGUACACACAUCGGAGGGUCGGUUUUUAGUUACUCGUCUCGUUCCAUGUCCGGUGUGCAUCGAACGUACACAACAGAAACAAACUAAAAGUCUAUCGACCAGUUCAAUGAAUGGCUCAUUCCGGCAGUCGAAUGAAAAUCUGCUGGACGUUUCGAAUAGCAUCGACGAUAAAGGGUAUUUGCAAACAACCAUUUGGAAUUAUCUAUGGACUAUCGAAGAAUGCGUUCUAUCAACUUAUGACAAAAAGGUGUUGGUUUGUCCGAUUCACGGUGAUGUUUCGGUCAUUCAAAUCGCUCCUGAUUUGAUGUUUUUGGAUUUAAAUGGAGAAAACGUCAUUGAUGUGACUGAAAUCACAAAAGGCAAUUUGAUUGGAAGAGGCGCAUUUGGAUUUGUGUUCAAGGCGACGCUCUAUAAACCAGCCGAUGAGCAAAGAUCAGUAGCGAUGAAAAUGCUGCAACCAGUUCAGCCGGGAAUACGAACGGGAAAGAGUGCCUUGAUGGCAUACAAAGCCGCUUUGGAAAAAUGGCGACGUGAACCCUUGCAACACUCAACACGGGCUUAUUUCACCGCACGUCAGGAACUAACCGUGAUGUUGAACUUAAGACACACAAAUAUCAUGUCGUUGAUUGGCGUCUGCAUGCAACCGCUUGCAAUAAUUUUGGAUUGUGCACCCUACGGUGCAUUAGACACGAUCAUUCAAAAGUAUCGCCGAUGUGGAUCGCGCAUCGGACCCUAUUGUUUUCAGUUGAUUGUACUCCAAAUAUCUCGGGCUAUUGAAUACUUACAUCGCACUCACAUCAUCUACAGAGAUUUGAAAGCGGAAAAUGUGCUCGUGUGGAAGAUUCCGGAGCCUACCGAUGCCGACACUCCGCACAAUCCAGUUCACAUUAAAAUUGCUGACUAUGGAAUUAGCCGAAUUUCUCUGCCGACAGGAACUAAGGGCUUUGGUGGCACUGAGGGUUUUAUGGCUCCUGAGAUCAUAUGUCAUAACGGAGAGGAAGAGUAUACCGAGAAAGUUGAUUGUUUCUCAUUCGGAAUGCUCAUAUACGAGUUGAUCACUCUUCGACAACCAUUUGGCCAUGAAACGGUGAAAGAGUCGAUUUUAGAAGGAUCGCGGCCGGUGUUCACAUCACGAGAAGUUAUGUUUCCGAGCUACUGCCUUGAUGUAAUGGUUCUGUGUUGGGAUCAUCAGCCAAAAAAUCGGCCAUCGGCCAGCCAAAUCGUUUCAAUCGCAUGCGCUCCAGAAUUUACUCACUUAAUCGACGUUAUUCUAUUGCCACAUAGUGAUGAUGUACUCGCAAUGGUCACAUUGAGCAAUCAGAAAUUCCAACGAGGAGACUCAUUCAAGCUAUGGAUUUCGAUCGAGCGUUGCAUUGAGCUCAUCACGGGCUAUGAACAUGGAUGGGUGUCAUAUCAACGAUAUCAACCAUCACAAGUGCUUCCGAUCAAAGGAACAAAUUCUCCACCCAGAAUGACAGCAAUAUGUAGCGUUAAAAUGAACACCAUUUGGAUUGGCGACUCGAAAGGAUCGAUCCAUUCAUAUAAUGAAUCGGAAAAUACGUGCGCGUUUUCCUAUGAACUUGAUAAUGCAACCGUCAUCAAAAUAGAAUGCAUAGCUGGAACCAAUUUUGUGGCAGCGGGACUUGAAAAUGGAAGAAUAUAUAUCUUAGAUUCGACCUGUUAUCCGAUCAAAUGCGUCAAUGCCAAAGAUGAUUUUAUUCUUGCCGAACAAUGCAUCAAUAGCAAAUUGUCCAGUUUGACGACAUUUUGUAACGGCUUGAGAUCGUGUGCGAUUUGGUGCGGUCACAGCCAUGGAAAAUUGACUAUUUUCGAAUUCAAAACCGACACCUUUGAAUCACGGCAGUUCAACUUGCAACAUGCCAACUGUAGUGGCGAAAUUUCAGUUAAAAUUCUUGCCACAUCACAGAAUUCUGUUUAUUCAUAUCCUUCGCCUGGAUGUGUUCUGUACCAAUGGAGUACGCUGUCGAAGAAACUCAUCAAUCAACUGGAUUGUUUGAAGUUGGUUCCAUGCUCAGAGAGUUUGGGUAGUAUAUCCAUUGACAAAAGUUUGAGUGUUGGCAGAUGCCAGAUCACCGCUGUUUGUGUGCUUAACGAGAAUAUUUAUGUCGGUACAUCUUGGGGCUGUUUGAUUGUUGCUGAAAAUACGACCCUCACUCCCACAACGGUGUUCCGACCGUACGAAGAAGAGGUGCAGUACAUUGCAGCAGUGCCUCCUGAAUGUACAUCAAAUACUCCGGUGAUCCUAUCAGUUGGAAAGGGAUAUCGUUCUCUCAUCAACCGUUACACAGAUGUGGAUCCAUCAAAGACCAAAGAAAAGAUAAACCACCAAACCCAUUGCAUAUUAUGGCGAGCCGAACAUUGGACGCCAAUUUAAUAGCAAAUUUUUCUAUGACCUAAAACGAUUUUCUACCAAAAGAUUAUUUUUUUUCUAUUUUGACUUUUUGUUUGCAAAUUUUUUAUUUCAUUGCAAUUUUUCUUUUGACCCAAUUGCAUUUAUACAUUCCUAAACAUACUCCGAAUCCGCUACUUUGAGCGGAUCACAAUCAAAAUAAUUUAUUUAAUUUAUUUUUUUGACUUUAUUACUUAACUGUGUUAACAUUUAGAAAGAACAAAAAAGAUUCCUUUUGUUUUGGUGUGAUUGAGAAAUAAAAUCAUUUUGUAAAGCAUA
Sitodiplosis mosellana (orange wheat blossom midge) is the source of this 7467-nucleotide messenger RNA. RefSeq names its product leucine-rich repeat serine/threonine-protein kinase 1 (gene Lrrk). Gene Ontology annotation, biological process: protein phosphorylation. NCBI's taxonomy places the organism in Eukaryota, Metazoa, Arthropoda, Insecta, Diptera, Cecidomyiidae. The coding region runs from base 544 to 7173 and encodes 2209 amino acids. The record is from RefSeq and is a predicted model, not a curated record. Gene Ontology annotation, molecular function: ATP binding; protein binding; protein kinase activity. The transcript is spliced from 26 exons.